AUUAAAUCAAUAUUGCUUCAAUAAUGAUGACCGUUAAGUAUCUAUAAAUAUAAAAAAAAUAAUAAUAAAACUCAUGAAAAGACUUUGUUCUAAGGAAUAUCGAUUAUCGAUCGAUUAACAAUCGUUCUCAUUUGUUCGAUAUUACCAAUUAUCGAGUAACAUCUUUUUCUUCUUUCUCAUUUUAAAGAACAAUGAGAACGAAAAAUAAAUAAAUAAAUAUAUCCAGCGAUAAUAAAUAGAACGUUCGCGAAGAAUAUAUGUAUAUCACUGCCUUGAAGAAGUUUCAAAAUCAAAUAAUUCUCGGUAGGACGAUAAUUUCUCGUAAGAAACAAGAGGAUUAUCAUAUAAUUCGAGAAUUCACUCAAUGGUAAUACGAUUGAACGAACUUUAAUUGGAUUAAACUCUCGCUAAAACUAUAAUUAUGCUCGAACACGUAUCGUGAAUUUCGAAGAGAGAGAUAGAGAGAGAGAGAGAGAGAGAGAGAGAGAGAGAGAGAGAGAGAGAGAGAGAACUAAUAGAGGCAGGAGAAGAAACUUGGCGAAUUGAAAGCUUGUGUACAACUUGUAUCAAUCGAUUCUUCCUUCGUUUAAAGAUAAUGCUAGUUCGUCGAUGUCUCGUUCGACUUUUGAAAAAAGGGGACAAUCUAUAAAAUUUCAAAAUUCGAAUCCCUUGAGAAAAGAUCUAUAAGAUAACGAUUACGAGUAAUCGAUCGAUAUAAGAAAGAAGAAAAAAGAAAAAAAAAAGGAAGAGAGAGAGAGAGAGAGAGAGAGAGAGAGAGAGAAUAAGCUAUUCGUUGAACACAUGAGAAAAGUAUAGACAACUACUACUCUUGUCCUUCGAUCGAAUUUAAUUAAAGUGAGUGGGAUCGAAUGGAAAAACGUCUUAUCGGUGAUAUAAGACGUUCCAUCAACAUCAACGAUAACUUUCCGUCUCAUUAUCUUUGCUUCUUUCGUUUUCGAGAAUGCACUUAUUACGUUUUCUAUUUAUAUUUCUCAUAGACACAUUGAUACGUCUAAUUAGAUCGAUCGUACGUAUCUUUUAUUAAGGGACUUUUUAAGAAUGAAAAAAAAAAAAAAAAAAAAAAAGAGAAAAGAAAAAAAGAAUAAGAAAACGAAGCAAUCGAAGCAUUUAAAAAAAAAAAAAAGAGGUAUUACACAUUACUUGACAUUAGAUCAUUUUAUUCGACUGAUGACAGAGAGAGAGAGAGAGAGAGAGAGAGAGAGAGAGAGAGAAAGCGGAAGUGAUAAGAAAUAAUUGCACGCGAUAAUCUAAUCGAAUAAAUCUCUCGAUUUAUCACAGUAAAAAAAAAAAAAAAAAAAAAAAAGAGUGAGAGGAAAUUACUUUUUCCUAUUAACAAUUCUCACUGAGUUAAUGAUCUCAAAAUAACGUUUUGAUGUAAUCACAAACUAUGUUUGUAUGUAUGUAUGUAGAUUGUAAUUUUGGAUUUGAUCGAAGACGAACGUUGAGACGUCUAACGAGGGAGGGUUGAAGAGUCAAUAAGAGCGACGGAAAAAAAAACGAGCACAUAUCGAGUCGAACUAACGUCGUGUAAUAACGAAAGAAAUAGAAAGAGAGAGAGAGAGAGAGAGGGUGUGUGUGUGUGUGUGUGUGUGUGUGUGUGUGUGUGUGUGUGUCUUAAAGGAUAUCUCAGUAAACAGAAAAAGUUUACAAAAAGGAAAGAACGACAAGACACGCGACGGAGUAUUAUCUCUACUUUCUUUGACGGCAGAGACACGUGAUUAAAAUCGUCGUCUUUAGAUAUUCUUUGAUAAAUUUUUUAUACGAUGUUCUUCAAACUCAUUCUUAUGAUCGUAAUUUUAUUAGUGAAGCUCGAUCACGGUUAUAGAAUUUUCAAUGAGAUGGAAGAAAGUGCAAGAAAAUUUUGGAUCGACGCUAUAUGUCAUACGAGAGUGACAAAAUAUCUAUAUCUAUAUGGGAUAUUAACGAACGAAUCAUAUUAUCUCGAAGAUUUUUUCGACGGUCUUGUACGUGAUAUAAAUCAGGAAGAAUGCGAAAUUACGAUAUUUCUAAAGAAAUACGUGAUGGAUCGAACACGGAUAAAAAAAAAACGCGACAACAAAGUCGAUCAUCGAUCCUCCGAUGAAAUAUCUUCGAAGGAUUUAUUAAAAACUAACGAGUUAAAAGUUCUCAAUGAUUUGAGUGAUAAAAUAAAAAGAAGAAAGGAAGAGGAUGACGGAAGAAAAAGAGAGAAUUCAGAAGGAAGAUUAACAAGUAAUUUCGCCAUAUGGUCGUUGCACGUGAUACUGAUAAAGGACGAACGUUCGUUGGAGCGAAUUUUGAAGGAAGAUGAGUCAGCCAACUGGGUGUCACGGGUACACUUCAUCGUAAUGAUAAUAUCGGAUGACGUAGAUAACCCCGUAGAUAACAAAUACGUGAUGACGAUCGAACGAACUUUGGAAAUCCUUUGGUUGCGACGUCAAAUAUUAAACGUUUUAAUUUUUCUACCCUUCGCGAAAAAUGGGCCAAGUCUGACGUACGCGUACGAUCCAUUCUUUCUAAACAAAAAUGAUGAAAGAGGUAAACUCGAGUCCAUUAACGUCGUCUCAAAGGAGGACAUAUUUCAACGUUUGUCGACGUUAAAUCAUCGACGUACGAACAAUAUGUACGGUUACAAAUUAAACGUAGGUCUAUUUCAACAAUAUCAAACUUUAAUGAAAAUGAAAGAUAAACCAUCCCCGGGCUCCAUUUAUAAAUAUUCCGCUGGAUAUAAUGGAUCGGAUGCCAUUAUACUUGGUACAAUUGCUAAGUACAUGAACUUCACCGUUAACGAGAUCAAUCCGAGGGAUCAAAUUAAAUUCGGAUACGAAUUAUCGAAUGGCACUUACGUUGGAACCUUAGGUGACAUUGUCUAUGGUAGAGUGGACGCAACUUUUGCCUCUUUUUUCAUUAAAACCUAUGGGAAAAGUAAUAAUAAUUUUGAAUUUACCAGUCAGAUGGAAUAUGACAGCAUCUGCGUGAUCGUACCUAAGGCACGCAAAAUACCGAAGUGGCUUCGAAUACAUCACAUGUUUGAACCGUCUAUCUGGAUUUGCACGAUAAUUUCGCCAAUUAUGAUCUAUCUGAUGUGCUACGUAUUACUGUUAUUUACGAGGCAAAGAACAAAACUUUACGAUCACGUAAAUCUCGCCUACAAAGUAUUUCUAUUCGCCGUUGGAUAUCCAAAUAAAUUGCCAUGUUCCUAUUUAGAAAGAAUACUUUUGUCGACUCUCUCCAUAACGAACGUUACUAUGGCAGGACUAUUCGGAGGAUUAUUAUAUAAAAGUUUUUCCAACGACAUAUAUUACAAGGACAUUGAUUUAUUAACAGAAUUGGAUGCUUCGGAAUUACCAAUCGUAUUUAUAAAAUACAAUUUAAAUGAUGUCUUUGAUGACGAAUCUGCGACAUCGUUGGUACUAAAUAAUUUAAGAAGAAAAUUGAAACACGGCGUGCAAGCGGUGCGCGACGUCACAUAUUUUAGAAAUGCAAGUGGAUUGAUCAGAAAGAAACAUUAUUAUCUGUUAAAAAAUAAUAUAGUCAAUGAUGAUCUAUCGCCAAAAUUACAUCUUGUUAAAGAGUGUCCACGUAAUUACUACUUAGCAUAUCCCAUACCGAGGAACUCGUAUUUGCUCGAAAAGUUGAAUCUCCUGAUUGGCAGAUUAAAUCAGGGAGGCUUAUUGACAUUGUGGAGUAAUCGUACUAUCAUGAAUUUGAUUAACAGAAGAAGAGGAACACCGAAAAGACAGGCUCAUGCGGGAGACAAAUUUGUCCCGUUCAAUUUGGAAGACAUGCAGACCUCAUUCUAUUUGCUAAUAAUCGGUCUAUUAAUUUCGUCUAUCGUUUUUUGCGAUGAGAAGGGAUGGCUGAGAAGACACGUGAAAAAAAAAAGAAAGAAAAUUUAUCCAAACGAAGAGGAUAAAUUUAAAGGGAAAAAAUACAUAAAAGAAAAAAAAGAAGAACAGCCGAGAAAAAUGUUCUUUUCUUUUUUUCAAAUAUAAUUACGAAAUACGAGAUCUCUCAUUAGAUCUGUUAAAUUUAUCGAUCAAAUCUACAACGAUUAUUUCUAAAUUUCUAACAAUAUAUAUUUAUAAAAUAUUUAUAAAAUAAAUACGAUAUAUAAGUAUAUAUCAUUUCAAUAACAGUUUAGGAACAGGUUGAAUAAUAUCGUAAUACAAUCGUAUCGUAAUUUUGAAAUUAUUCGUGUAUAACUUUAAGCGAUUUCUGUAUUCGACGUAAAUAUCAUAACUUUAUUUAUAAUGUCGUUUGUAUAUACGUAAAUGAUAAAUAAAACGAAUAAUAUUCCGUUGAAUUUAAUUUCAAUUUA
Molecule: messenger RNA, 4321 nt
Organism: Vespa crabro (European hornet)
Lineage: Eukaryota; Metazoa; Arthropoda; Insecta; Hymenoptera; Vespidae
Exons: 5
Coding region: 1785-3995 (736 amino acids)
Source: RefSeq, a predicted model, not a curated record